Acipenser ruthenus (sterlet) is the source of this 2297-nucleotide messenger RNA. RefSeq names its product WW domain-binding protein 2-like. The coding region runs from base 206 to 970 and encodes 254 amino acids. The transcript has 8 exons. The record is from RefSeq and is a predicted model, not a curated record. Gene Ontology annotation, molecular function: chromatin DNA binding; transcription coactivator activity. Gene Ontology annotation, biological process: positive regulation of DNA-templated transcription. Lineage: Eukaryota; Metazoa; Chordata; Actinopteri; Acipenseriformes; Acipenseridae. Gene Ontology annotation, cellular component: nucleus.
CACAAGCUCACGGUGCGGGGAAAAAUCGGGAAGGGGCGGGGCACGUUACGCGGCGUCACAGCGAUGGUUCCAGUAGUCGGAAGUGCAGAGAGACUGCAGAAUUGUAAUACAGCGAUAGGCCUGGAAAAAUUGGAGAAAAUAGGAAAUACAUUAAAAUAAAGCUAAAUCACUGUGAACAUUGGUAUUAUUAAUCACUAGCGGCGCCAUGGCGCUCAAUAAAAACAAUUCUGAGUGCGGUGGUGUUAUUAUCAACAACAGUGAAAGCAUCUUGAUGACAUACGACCAUGUGGAGCUGACCUUCUGUGAAUCUGAAAACAUGCCUGAAGCUUUCAAAGGGACCAAGAAAGGGACUGUUUACAUGACCCCUUACAGGGUCAUUUUCCUGAGCAAAGGCAGAGACCCCAUGCAUUCCUUCAUGAUGCCCUUCUACCUGAUGAAAGGCUGUGAGGUGAAGCAGCCAGUGUUUGGAGCAAAUUACAUCAAAGGGGCUGUGAGCGCAGAGCCUGCAGGAGGAUGGGAGGGCUCUGCUACCUUUAAAUUAAUCUUCUCAGCAGGGGGUGCUAUUGAGUUUGGACAGUACAUGCUGCAAGUGGCAUCACAAGCUUCCCGUGGCCAGGCCCCAUGCGGUGCCUACAUGCCUAAUGGAGCCUAUGCCUACCCUCCACCCCCUGCCAAUGAGAUGUAUGCAGGCCCUCCACCAGACUACCCCUGCCACCCUCCUUCAGCUGGUUUUUACCCUGCACCCCCGACUAUGGAUGGAAAUAUGCCCUACAUGCCCCCACCCCCCUACUCUGGACCACUGGAACAGCCCCCACUGAAUGCAAGCCUCCCCAACACUACAGCAGCUGAAGCAAAGGCAGCUGAGGCUGCAUCGAGCGCCUACUGCACUCCGGCUAAUCCACACAAUGUCUACAUGCCACAGGACCAGCCUCCUCCAUACUCCCCACCAACGGACAAGAAGAAUCAGUAAACCGAAAGGACUGCUGUUCCAACAAAGCCCUUCACUCAUUCUAGCAUUCCUUCACCCCUCUCCCUGUUGGCUGAGCUUGGCUGAGAGGUAUUCCAUGGAACCCCCAAUAAAGCCCUUCACUCAUUCUAGCAUUCAUUCACCCCUCUCCCUAUUGGCUGAGCAUGGCUGAGAGGUAUUCCAUGGAACCCCCUGUCUCUGUUUAGAGUGUCCCUCACAUGUCUGUUGCUGAUAAGAUUGUAGAGCACUUUUCAUUUGUAGAUCACUCUAGCAUGGAUUAGUUCAUGGAAGAAUGUGGCUGGGUUGGAGUGGAUAAGUGUUCACUGAUAUGUCACAGUUUUAAUUGUGUAAUGAAAUUAGGGUGUGCCGAUACUUUCUGAGUAAUUGCCUUUAAGAAGUAUUUGUCGGCAGACUUUAAAUAAAUCCAUUCAUUUAAUAUGUUGAUUUCAAAAUAAGAAAAGCUGACCUUCCAUCACUUUUACAAUUGAGUACCUGUAGAUGGCAAUUAACUUCCACCUUGAGUGUUUUAAAGGCUGAUUGGAAGCGAAUUUUCCUCUCAUCUGGAGCACUGACAUUUUUACUGCUGUGCCAAGGCCAUAAACUCACAAUGAAAAUAUUUUGCAAAACUAGUAAAUGUAACUGAUUCGUCAUGAAAAUGUGACUUCUUUAAACCUAACUCAAGAGCUUCUGCUGUGGAAACUGGGAUUUUUUUGUCGAGUUUAAUCAGAGAUUAAAUCUUGCCCAGGACUACAAUCACACAGAGAUGAAGCAUUUCUAAAGAAAGUGAAAUAAAAAAAUGAUUUCAUAGCAAAAGUAUAAAAGAAAGGUAAAUGAGUUUUAAUUGGUUUUGAUUACGAUAGGCUCUGUAUUAAAUAGCACAGACAGAUUGAUAUUCAAUAAUUGUGUAAAUGAGGGAGAUCAAGGGGCCGCAUUGUUUUGUGUUGAGCAAUUGACAAGUUUUAUUCCAUUUAAUUAAUACCCAACAACUUCGGAUUUCUUAAAGAUAAUUACUUGGUAAAUACAAGUAUUGGGACACCCCUAAAUGAUAUGAUGAAGACAGCACAGCACCUAGGAAGGACCAGACUCAUUGCCUUUUAAUGGCGUGAGCUGGACCAGUUGUAUUACACAUUUAGCAGUUUGCACUUUAAAAUGGCUAUGCAUUGUGUCGACUAAUCCCUUCCUACAGUGUGUAUCCAAAGUGGUAGAAUAUCUCUGUUUUAGGCACUACUAUAAGGCUACUGUUUAUUUAAAAAAAAUAUUAAUUUAUUAAUAUGAAACAUAUGUAGAUGUAUUGUAUUCUAAUUUGUGGAUUAAAUUUUAAUGAGGUGGA